UGGGCAAUACAUAAUCUUUUUCAUCGAUGCAUUAUUUCGAAUUUAUUGGAAAUGGACGUCAUCACCUGUUGGUUACUCUGUCAUCUGGCUAUUAUUCGUCAUGCACGUGAAAGUAAGGUUGCUGUCAAAAUUAUCGAUAUUACGAAGAUCAAAGAAGAAUACAUCCUGAAAAACUUGCAUCGAGAAGCGAGAAUAAUGGCGCAGUUACGACAUCCCUGUAUUGUCAGCUUGUUUCAAACUAUGCAGAACGACAACAUUUACUACCUCGUGACGGAACUAAUCGGCGGAGGAGACCUUUGCACUUUCAUUAAAUCCCAAAAGUAUGGAAAGCUGGACGAAAGGAAUACGAGGGUGUACGCGCGUCAAUUAAUUUCGGCGCUGGCUCACAUGCACAGCCUGGGGGUCGUUCAUCGGGACCUGAAAAUGGAAAAUAUAAUGAUCAAUUCGAUCCGUACGCAAAUUAAAAUAGUAGACUUUGGUUUGAGUAACAUCUACCAUCCAAACAGUCCGUUGCACACCCACUGUGGCUCCCCUGAAUACGCAGCUCCAGAGCUAUUUGUUCCUUCAAAAUGUUACGGACCCGAGGUGGAUCUGUGGAGCUUGGGGGUUAUCUUAUUUGGUAUGGUCGCCGGUCAGUUGCCUUUUGUUGCAGUACACGAAGAGAACGUAACAUCGCAGGAACGUCGUAAAAAGCUAUUGAUGCAAAUCAAUAAAGGGUAUUGCAAUGUUCAACGAAAGAUAUUAUCACUGGUUUCUGCAGAAUUUAGAUCUUUGGUAGCGCGAUUGCUAGUGGCCGACGCUCUAAAGCGUAUUUCAAUUCAAGAACUACUAAAUCAUACUUGGGUAACUGAUAAAGGUAGAAAGUCUGUUAUCGUAGACCCAUUUGAGCCUCUAGACGAACAGUGGAACGUCUCGGUGAUGAAGAAAGUGGGAAGUAUUCUGCAGAUCGAAUGGAGAACUGUGAAAUAUGCAAUUAACUCAGAACCUUAUGGGGACAUCGCGGGUACUUACAACAUAUUCGUCCACAAGUUAUAUUCGGAUAGAUUAGAAGGCGAUGGUAUCACCAAAACAUUUUUUCCGCCAGUCUACGCUUACGGAUCUCCCAUUCGUAGUGCUAGUCCUCGUGCAGGAGGAAAUAGUGCGAAAAAGCGUGCAGAAAGAAUUAAGUCCCCUUCAGUGCACAAGCUUCAAAGAAUAUCGCGAGAAAAUUCUCCUCUCAAUGGACUAGUGAACCCCCCGCCAGUGGACAAGCGUCCCCAAACAUCGACCGGAGGAUACCAACUGAGGAAAACGCCUGUCGCAGAACACCACCAAAUGCUAACCGCCGAUGCCCGAAAUCGUAUGGAGAUAGAAGCAGAUUUAAAAUGUGCAACGCGCCAUUGGUUCUCUCCAACCCAGAAAACAACACUUAAAACCUUGCUCAACAACCCGUUGAACGCACAGCGUUUAUCACCGGGCUUUCCGAUCAGAGACCAGACCCAAUUAAACCGUACAAAUUCAAAGAAUGAUCUACGCCCGAGAGGAAUUUCGAAAACGGUGAAGAAAAGCUCCAAUCAAGAAAAUCGUGAUUUCAUAAAUAAUUUUCAAGCGGAGAACGUGCCACCGACAAGGCUGCGUAAUAAGUCGAGCAGUCACGCUUCCAGCAAACGUUCUGUAUCCACCUCCACUCCCACCAAGGGAAGCAGGGUCAUAACAGUAAUGGGAACGUCCAGCGAUCCUAAACCAAGUUCAGCCUUGGUUGGUCAAAAAAAUCCACCCGUGCGAAGUCGACGUGUCGUAACGUCCAAACCGGUGCAGAGCGUCGGCCGAGCCCAGUACGAAGAGGGUGAUAAAUACAAGCCACGGCCUUAUUCUACCGAUUCCUGCAAGCAUUAUUCGACACCUCAACGGAAUAUCUUCACUGAUCCUAUUGCCAGAUCGAUAGCAGGGUACCUUGCCAAGAAUAUGCCAAAUAAUGCUUAUUCGGCGAUGCAAAGAUCACCAAAGACACGUACUACUAAUACACCAAAUGCAUUUAUACAAUAAACGAUGUUUGGUCUAAUAAAUAUAUUCUAAAUUUGUA
Molecule: messenger RNA, 2062 nt
Organism: Photinus pyralis (common eastern firefly)
Lineage: Eukaryota; Metazoa; Arthropoda; Insecta; Coleoptera; Lampyridae
Product: MAP/microtubule affinity-regulating kinase 4-like
Exons: 10
Coding region: 52-2025 (657 amino acids)
Biological process (GO): intracellular signal transduction; protein phosphorylation
Cellular component (GO): cytoplasm
Molecular function (GO): ATP binding; protein serine/threonine kinase activity
Source: RefSeq, a predicted model, not a curated record